AUGUCUACCGUUAGACCGGGGUUUCUUUCCAGCAAGAACACAUUUGAGUGGUGUUCGGAUCUCAGCCAACUCGAUAAAAAUAUCGAAUCAAUUCACCCAUCAGAUCACCAGAUCGCCGGAGGUCAGCUUCUUAAGACCUUACUUGAUGAAAGUGAUUUUCCUGAACCCACCCCAAUAAUUGAAAAUGAUCCGAUUUCCUUUUCGUUAUCAAUUCACCAGUAUCAAUUGGUGAAAGCAGCCUGUAAGAUAAUCCGUAAGACCAACCUCUAUUUGCAAAAUAUCGAACAGAAUGUACCGAGAAACAUACAGCUAGUUACUUUGAGUGUUCUAAGCCAUCUUGAGUAUCAACCCGAAAAUUACGAUCCACGUUAUGAUCCCACGAUAUUGUAUCACCGAUGGAUUAUAAGAUCAAAGUCAAGUGAUAUUGAUUUCGGAUCUGAACUCGAUCCAAGUGAAAAUUCAGUAGAAGUCUUGGAGACUCUAUUAAAAUCUCUGGACGAGGAUAUCGUGGGUUAUGUGGAUGGAGUCAUUCCCAAAACGUCUCUUUCUUAUCAUAUUCAUAAUAUCUUUCGGAUCCAGUUAUCUUAUGAGUUGGGGGAGUAUUAUUUUUCGAGGGAUAUAGGAAAGUCCGUUGCAUACUUGUGCAAAUGCGCGCUCGAAGGAGCUCCUUAUGAAUCCACCAGUGAAUAUAGGUUAUUCUGUACCAUAGAUAAAGAUCGACUAUCAGCUUUGAUCAAGGGAACCGGUUUUUUGACAAAGAAAUUUAAGCCAUCUGUACAAUUGAAGCACUUUUUAGAAGAUCAAGAUUAUAAGGGUGUUUGUACGGUAUUAUUCAAAUCAUUUGAAAAUAAUUUGACGGACAGUAUACCGUUGGACGAGACACGUGCUCUCCUUAGGGAGGCGGUCACACUUGGCCAAGAAGAUGCAGCCAUUCAGAUUGCUUUUUAUAACGUGUUUAAUUUAUCGCCAUCCGUAUCCACGGAUGAGAUGAUAGAUGAGAUUCCCACACAAUGUUUUCAGUACCUCCACGAUAAUUUUAAAGAAGAAACUAUUAUCAAGGUUAUGGAAUUAUUGAAAGCAAAGUAUGGAAACUUUUUUGGUCAAAGUUUAAGCGAAAAUCAGAGAAAAUUUAUUUCUUUAUUUUUCCAAAAAAUUGAGAAAGAUGAAAUUUGGGGAAUAUUGAGGAAGAUUGAAGGCCUGGAGUUUCUUCAAUAUCCUGUUGAGCGCAUCAUUGAAAGAUUAGCAUUGUUGAAUACUAGUUGCAAGGCCAUCAAAGCCAAAAAAGAUGAAUACAGAUUAUCGAUGAAAACUUCGACCAAGACGUGUGCAAACUGUUAUAGGACACGUCGGAAAUGUUCAGGAUCUUCAAGUAGCACAUCAUGUGAUCAGUGCAAAGAGAGGGGUCUCGAGUGUAACUCUUUUUUACCGUCAAAUCACAAUCAUUCUGAUUCGAGCAAAGGAAAGCAGGUCGUAAAUACUCAGGGUGCUUCUAAUGUUUUGAAGCCAAGAAAUAUUCAGCAGCCCCUUCCUCUUCCCCAAAUUACGAGUUUCCCUUCAAUAUUCACGACAGUUGUUCAAAAUGUUCGAUACGAUCGAUUGGUUGAUUUAUCAGACGCCAUUGGUGCACGUGGAUCCGUUAAUAGCACUCUUAAUGAUAAUCAAGUUCAAUGGGAGGGCAUUGAGAAAUUCAUUAAAUCCUCUUUCGACAAUGAUAAAAUAGAUGAUGAAAAGUUGUUGCAUGUGGAAAAGCUGAGUAACAAAGCUCUGAAUAAUAAUGUUUUAUUAGAUUUAUCAGUUCUGGAAAAUAUAACGUCUGUUAUGUUAGAUCAUUGUCGUUGGGAAUUCCUUGGUAACUUCCUGACGAAUAUAUUAAAUUCGAGAUCCAAAAAUGAAUGGAAGAGGGUACAUUCGUCACAUUAUCGUUUUUGUAAAUUUAUGAUCGCUUGUAUCGAAAUAUUCAAAAUAUAUUCGCAGUAUGCUCAAGUCAUAUAUGGUGCCGAAGAUAGCCUUGAGACAACAUACCGAAAGGAAUUUGAUAUUAUCCUUCGCUUAAAUUCCGACGAGUUAAAGAAUUUUCGAGUCGCAGCACAUCGGAUGAUCAAAUCUAUGGAUUCGGCAGAUACUAAGAGCCUUGAACCAGCGCUCGGUAUUUUAACAAGGCUCAAAAAUGUAAAAUGGGCACAUCAUAUCGUUAUAAGCUUGACUGCCGGACAUUUAUGCAAUCGAAAGGCGCAAAGAAAGCAAAUGCAAUUGAACCAUCAAUUGUAUAGUCCGAUCAUGAUAAUUAUGAUGUCGAGUAAAUGUGCAGAAAAAUUUUGGCCUCGGGAAAUGUUUUAUGCGAUCGUGGACAUCCUCGACGGGCAUGUGAAGCCUCUUCUUCAUGACAUAACGCAAUACCUUUUAUAUUUGUGUAUUGAGUCGGAGAAGCAUAACGAACCGAGAUUUGUCUAUGAUGUUCGGAUAGCAGAUAUAUAUUAUUUGCAAGGCUCUCCGACCAUAUCUCUGAGGCAUAGCCUGAAUGCUGUUGCUCGUGUUACAUCUAUGUACAUGUUCUUGAACAAAAUUGAUAUAUUGUGGCCCCUACAUACAAUAGGACGUAUGAUUAGCUGUUGUCUGUCCCGGAAAGAGCUUAUGGCUGCUGUAGUGUUGCAUCAGUUCAUCGGACAGGAUGUUGAUUAUAUAGGUGUGACGAAAGAAUUGAUCGAUCGGGCUAUAGAAAACGAAACGCUGCGUACAUCAGUUUUUACAAAAUUUGUGUUUAAUGUCGAAAUGUUGCAAUAUAUUUGCAAAUGUCUAUUUGAAAGAGGAGAUAUGACCGCGUUUAAUCAAAUAUCGGAAUGGUUGAACAUGGAGCUAAAUGAGCAAACACCGUCAAUAUAUCGGAAGAAUUACAUUGCCGAGAAUCAAGGCAAGCAACAUCAAAACAACCGGCAUCAAAAUGUUAGCGUAAAGUAUAAGCUUCGUUGUGAUAUGAAUUCUCUGACCGUCGACGCAACCAAACAAAUAAUCGAGACCGAUGAAUUGAAAGGUGAAUUCUUACACGAACUGACCAUGUUAGUUGACGAGGAAAAUGAU
This is a messenger RNA of Acaulospora morrowiae, 3075 nucleotides long. The record is from the annotation of a GenBank genome assembly. Lineage: Eukaryota; Fungi; Glomeromycota; Glomeromycetes; Diversisporales; Acaulosporaceae.